UUCCAAUAUAGCAGAACAUGAUUUAAAAAUACCUCUUUGGAACUUAGCUUAUAAACAAAUGCAACUUUAAAAACUGUGAGUUAAAUCUGAAACAUACUGGCAAGAGUAGCAUGGAUGCUAUCAUAUUCAAGGCCUUUAGAGGCAGGCUAGCAUAGUUUGCAGGCUAGCAUAGUUGACACGCCAUUGGACCUAUUUAUAGAGCUGACUCCUUUUUGCAAUGUCAACUGUAACAUUAUACUUAUUUUAAGCCUCAGUGUCUCAAAUGUCAGCCUCUACUAGUGGAACAGUUCUCUCUUAUUUGAUAUCAGAGAGCCCAAUGGAGCCUUCUGAAGUACCUAGUCAGAUUAGUAAAGAUAAUUUUUUAGAAGUUCCUAAUUUAUCUGACUCUCUUUGUGAAGAUGAAGAAGUUACUUUCAAACCUGGUUUCUCCCCUCAACCGAGCAGACGAGGUUCUGAUUCUUCUGAAGACAUAUACCUGGAUACCCCAUCUUCAGGUACUAGAAGAGUUUCAUUUGCUGAUUCCUUUGGAUUCAAUCUCGUGUCUGUUAAAGAAUUUGAUUGCUGGGAAUUACCGAGUGCUUCAACCACUUUUGACUUAGGGACGGACAUUUUCCACACAGAAGAAUAUGUUUUAGCCCCACUGUUUGACCUGCCUUCUUCAAAAGAAGAUCUUAUGCAACAACUCCAAGUACAGAAAGCAAUACUGGAGUCAACUGAGUCUCUUCCUGGGUCUACAAGUAUCAAGGGUAUUAUUCGAGUUUUGAAUGUUUCUUUUGAGAAGUUAGUAUAUGUACGAAUGUCUUUAGAUGACUGGCAGACACAUUAUGACAUUUUAGCAGAAUAUGUUCCUAAUUCAUGUGAUGGUGAAACUGACCAGUUCUCCUUUAAGAUUUCAUUGGUUCCUCCUUAUCAAAAAGAUGGCAGUAAAGUUGAGUUUUGUAUACGUUAUGAAACUUCUGUUGGUACAUUUUGGUCAAAUAAUAAUGGCACAAAUUAUACAUUCAUUUGUCAAAAGAAAGAACAAGAGCCAGAGCCUGUAAAACCAUGGAAAGAAGUUCCUAACAGACAAAUAAAAGGCUGCUUAAAGGUAAAAUCAAGUAAAGAAGAAUCAUCAGUAACAUCAGAAGAAAAUAACUUUGAGAAUCCAAAGAAUACAGAUACCUCUAUCCCUACAAUCGUUUAUUCUCAUGAGGACAAGGAAGAUUUGGAAACCAGUAAUCAAAAUGUAAAAGAUGUAAACAGGGAACAUGAUGAACAUAAUGAAAAAGAAUUAGAGUUGAUGAUAAAUCAACACUUAAUAAGAAACAGAAGUACUGCUUCCAGAGAUGAAAGGAAUACAUUUUCAACAGAUCCGGUCAAUUUUCCAAAUAAAGCAGAGGGUUUAGAGAAGAAGCAAAUCCAUGGUGAAAUGUGCACUGACUUGUUCCAAAGGUCUCUGUCUCCAAGUUCAUCGGCAGAAAGCUCCAUAAAGGGAGAUUUUUACUGCAAUGAAAAAUAUUCCUCAGGAAAUGACUGUACACAUCAACCUUUAGAGGAAAUUACUUCAAAUAUGGGAGAAAUCAGGCCAUCAUUGGGAGAUACUAGUAGUGAUGAACUAGUGCAAUUACACACUGGCAGCAAAGAAGUUCUGGAUGAUAAUGCUAAUCCAGCCCGUGGCAAUGGCACAAAGCAAAUACCUUGCCCCUCUUCAGAUCAACUAAUGGCAGGAAACCUUAAUACAAAGCAUGAAGGAGGAGCUAAAAAAAUUGAAACAAAAGAUUGGGGGUGUUUAAGAAGAGAUAUCCAUUCAGAUAUAUCUGCACAUCUCGACAAAUCUUCUAAAGAAGAUUAUGGCAAUGGUAAGGAUGAUGAAGAACAAAGAAUAUAUUUAGGCGUUAAUGAAAAACAAAGAAAAAAUUUCCAAACAAUCUUACAUGACCAAGAAAGGAAGGUGGACAACCCUAAAAUAAGUGUGGAAGGGAUUGGAGCUAGUAACAGAGACCUGACUGCUCUGCUGAGCGAAGAUACCACAAUCCCCACCCGGGCAAUCACAGCAGACAUGUCUCAUUCACCAAGGACAAAUGUAAGUUGGGAAGAAGCUGUGUUAACCCCAGAGCAUCAUCAUUUGACCAAUGAAGGCAGCGCUUCAGAAGGGAUAACUGGUCAAGUUUGUUCACCAAGAACUGGAAAUGUUUUGAGGAAUGAUUAUCUGUUCCAAGUUGAAGAAAAAUCAGGUGGGAUUGAUUCUGAAGAUCAGGAUAAUAGUACACGGCAUAAACAAAGUUGGAAUGUUCUGGAAAGUCAGGGAAAAGCAAGAGAGAAUAAGACAAACAUAACAGAGCAUAUCAAAGAACAAACAGAUUGUGAAGACGUGUGCGAAAAAAGAGAUAAUACGAGGAGUUUGAAAGCUACUACGGAAGAAUUGUUUACCUGCCAAGAAACAAUGUGCUGUGAACUGUCUUCUCUAGCUGAUCAUGGUAUUACUGAGAAAGCAGAAGCAGGUACAGCCUAUAUAAUUAAGACAACAUCAGAAAGUACUCCAGAAAGCAUGUCUGCUAGAGAAAAAGCAGUAAUUGCUAAGCUACCUCAAGAGACAGCACGAAGUGACAGGCCCAUCGAGGUAAAGGAAACAGCGUUUGAUCCACAUGAAGGGAGAAAUGAUGAUUCACAUUAUACCCUUUGUCAACGAGAUACAGUAGGUGUAAUCUAUGACAAUGAUUUUGAAAAGGAAUCACAUUUAGGUAUUUGUAAUGUACAUGUAGAUGAAAUGGAGAAGGAAGAAACCAUGUCUACGUACAAUCCUAGAAAGACACAUGACAAGGAGAAAUGUGGCACUGAAAAUAUAACAUCCGUGGAAGAAUCCUCACAGGUCAUUACAGAAUAUCAAAAAGCAACUUCAAAACUGGAUUUACAGUUGGGAAUGUUACCAACAGACAAAACGGUAUUUUCAGAAAACAGAGAUCAUAGGCAAGUUCAAGAAUUAUCAAAGAAAACAGACUUGGAUGCCACCGUGCAUUCUGCUUUUAACUCAGACACCAAUAGAGCUCCUUGGAAGAGCUCUCCUUUUUCCAAACAUACUGAAAUUUUGGUGUCAACUAAUGAGCAGGCAAUUGCUAUAGAUAAUGCAAUUACUACCAUGGCUAGCCAACCUAUUUCUACAAAAUCAGAAAGUAUUUGUAAUUCAACAAGAGAAAUCCAGGGUAUUGAGAAGCACCCUUAUCCUGAGUCUAAACCUGAAGAGGUUUCCAAAAGUUCAGGAAUGGUGACGUCAGGUAGUAGAAAAGGAAGAUGCAUAGGCCAGAUUUUCCAAUCAGAAGAGUGUAGUGUGGAAAAAUCUCUAGGGCCAAUGAUUUUAAUCAGCGAACCUCUUGAGAAUAUGGAAGAAGCAAGGCGUGAAAAUAAAGGAUUAGUAAGCUCUGGGCAAUCACUAUGCUCUUCAAGUGAAAAAGAAUCUGAGAGCUCUGCUUCUACUAGUCUUCCUAUUGAGGAAAGUCAAGCUCAAAGCAACGAAUCUUUGUUUUCAAAAUAUACCAAUUCUAAAAUACCUUAUUUCCUUUUGUUUCUGAUAUUUAUUGUAACUAUCUACCACUAUGACUUAAUGAUUGGCUUGGCAUUCUACCUUUUGUCAUUGUCCUGGCUAUCCUGGGAAGAGGGUAGACAAAAAGAGUCUGUCAAGAAGAAGUAACCCCAGCACUACUAUUCUCUCUUAAAAGAUAAGCUAUUUAACCCCAAACAUUUGGAUUGGUGAAUGGGACUAUUCAUUGUUCAAAGAUCCAGUGCAGUUUUUCUCUUGAAGGAUCAUUUAAAAAGGAACGCGAAUAAGUUUGCUCCUUCAUAUAAGUAAUUAUUCUAUAUAGGACCAUUAUGUUUGGAUCAUUAAAUACCUAUAUGAAUAUGAGAUCUGAAGCACGUCAAGUUGAAAUUAGGUACAGCUGUUGCUCCUUAGCAGGCUAUGAAGUUGCAAUGCUUCAUAUCUCUUCGCUACUUAAAGUGCUAUUUCUUAUAUUCAUUUCUCUCGCAAUAAAGCUUCAUUUUUUUCCCUGAGAGUAUAUAGUUUCCCCUACGGUUUUAAAAAACAGAUAAAACAUGGACAAUGGCAGAGGACUUUUUUGAUCUUUUAGUAUUGAACAUGAAAUUUGUAUUUAACACUGUAUCAUUUAUCAGGAUUCAUUGAUCAAAUAUUUCAACCUUUCAUAUUUUUAAGAAAAUACCCAUAUACAUUGAAAUGUAAACUUAAACAUAUUCUGUUCACUUGAGUGUGACACUGGAUGUGCGUGCGUACACACACACACACAUAUGUAUCUUAUACCUUCUUUAUAACUACAAAGUCAGGGCGUUCAUAAGCAAAAUCUGAUAAGACUGAAACAAUUGGGAGAUUAUCUUUCAAUUCUGCGAAAUUUUGUGAGUGGCCUGUCUUUAAGCAAUGCUUUUCUCCUGUGAGGGAAGACUGUAACACAGCUGAACUAUUUCAAUGUCAACUAUUCAGAAUUGAAACUGUAUAUUAAAAGUUCCACAAGCAUUGCUUCAGAAUGAAUUUGCACCUAUAAAGCAUAAGGCAUUAAAUGACAAUAAAAAUUCCAAGUG
This is a messenger RNA of Chlorocebus sabaeus (green monkey), 4563 nucleotides long. RefSeq names its product protein phosphatase 1 regulatory subunit 3A (gene PPP1R3A). Gene Ontology annotation, molecular function: glycogen binding; protein phosphatase 1 binding. The record is from RefSeq and is a predicted model, not a curated record. Gene Ontology annotation, biological process: regulation of glycogen biosynthetic process. Gene Ontology annotation, cellular component: protein phosphatase type 1 complex. NCBI's taxonomy places the organism in Eukaryota, Metazoa, Chordata, Mammalia, Primates, Cercopithecidae.